Molecule: messenger RNA, 2237 nt
Organism: Thunnus maccoyii (southern bluefin tuna)
Lineage: Eukaryota; Metazoa; Chordata; Actinopteri; Scombriformes; Scombridae
Gene: gata2b
Product: GATA binding protein 2b
Exons: 6
Coding region: 457-1833 (458 amino acids)
Biological process (GO): positive regulation of angiogenesis; cell fate commitment; negative regulation of transcription by RNA polymerase II
Cellular component (GO): nucleus
Molecular function (GO): zinc ion binding; DNA-binding transcription factor activity, RNA polymerase II-specific; RNA polymerase II cis-regulatory region sequence-specific DNA binding
Source: RefSeq, a predicted model, not a curated record
UGGAGGUUGUGCGCAAUUGGCUGAGUCAAAGCUUUAUUGGAGACUCCGCCCCUGAGCUUGACAAGCCUGGCCCCGCGCUGUCAGCCACAGUUACGUGUUGCUUUAAGUCCCAGCGGACGGAGUUUACUCCGACAAACACCAACCAAAAACUGGAGAGGACCUGCGGCACCAAAAAGAGACGGGGAGCACAUUUUUCCAAAGAGGCGUGAGCCAGCUGCGGACACUGUGGAUAAAAUAACACCACAGGCAGAGGUUUCCAGUGUCAAACUCGACUUGAUGUGCAGGAGAAGAGAGGAAUUUAAGUCAGAAGAAGAAAACCCGUAAAGCAUUAGUCUCCUACUGUACAUGGACACUGUGAAGAUCUCGUAAAAGGACAAAUAUUUCUGUAUCCUUUCCCUGGAUAUCGAUCGACUCUUCAAAAAAAAAAAAAAAAGCGCGCUACAGAGAGUUAUAGAGAUGGAUGUGGCGGCUGAUCAGCCCCGAUGGAUGCAUCACCACGCCGUGCUGAACGGACAACACCCGGACUCUCACCAUCCCGGCCUGGGGCACAACUACAUGGAGCCCACGGCUCAGCUGCUGCCUCCGGAUGAGGUGGAUGUUUUCUUUAAUCACCUGGACUCACAAGGAAACCCGUACUACCACAACUCUGCCAGGGCCAGAGUGUCCUACAGCCAAGCGCACGCUCGUCUGACGGGGACUCAGGUUUGCCGGCCUCAUCUCAUUCACAGCCCGGGGAUUUCAUGGCUGGACGGUGGGAAAGCAGCCCUGUCGGCUCACCACCACAACGCCUGGGCCGUGAGCCCCUUCAGCAAGCCCAGCCUGCACCACCCGGGCUCCGCGUCCCCCGGCGGCCUCUCCGCCGUCUAUCCGUGCAGCAGCAACUCAAACACGGUCUCCGCAUCCUCGUUAACGCCGCCGUCCCACUCCAGCCCCCAUCUGUACCCUUUCCCCCCAACACCACCAAAGGACGUAUCGCCGGACCCGGGGGCCGCGUCUCCCUCGUCCUCCGCCACCAGAAUGGACGAGAAGGAAUCUAUCAAAUACCACAGUUCGUUACCGGAGGGGAUGAAGAUGGAGGGUUCAAGUCCACUGAGGAGCAGCUUGGCCUCCAUGAGCGCUCAGACGCCCUCCACCCACCACCCCAUACCGACAUAUCCCAGCUACUCUCUGCCAGCGGCCCACGAGUACGGCGGCAGUCUGUUUCACCCCGGCAGCCUGCUGGGAGCUUCAUCCAGCUUCAGCCACAAGAACAAAGGCAAGACACGGUCCUGCACCGAGGGCCGCGAGUGUGUAAACUGUGGAGCCACCUCUACACCUCUGUGGAGACGUGACAGCACCGGACACUACCUGUGCAACGCCUGCGGGCUCUACCACAAGAUGAACGGCCAGAACAGACCGCUCAUUAAACCCAAACGCAGACUGUCUGCUGCCAGACGAGCAGGCACCUGUUGUGCUAACUGUCAGACGACCACCACCACACUCUGGAGGCGCAAUGCAAAUGGAGACCCGGUGUGCAACGCCUGCGGCCUCUACUAUAAACUGCAUAACGUGAACCGGCCUCUGACCAUGAAAAAGGAGGGAAUACAGACACGCAACCGGAAAAUGUCCAAUAAAUCCAAAAAGACCAAGCGGGGCAGCGACUGCUAUGAGGAGUAUUCCAAAAGCAUGCACGACAAGAGCUCUACCUUUAGCGCUGCCUCCCUGGCCGGACACAUGUCCAUGGGCCACUUGCCACCUUUCAGCCAUGCUGGACACAUGCUUCCCACGCCCACCCCGAUACACCCUUCCUUUGGCCACCCGCACCACUCUAACAUGGUGACGGCUAUGGGUUGAGAGGGGAGUUGGGGAACCUAUAAGAUGGUUAUAUGAAGGGGGAUGAGGGUCUCACUAAAGGACAGUGUUGUGAUGUUUAAGACAUGCAGUUUGUGUGUCUUCAUCUUGAUUGUCUCUUGAUUGAUUAUGCCAAUGGUUUGUUGGAGAACAGAUGUGUUGUGGGAGGAAAGGACCUUUUUACUCCUUAUCUAUAGGUACCGAUUUUGAUGGAGGAAGACAGAGAGAGAGAUUCUGCCUCCUGUCUGCAAGGCACACACAUGUAAACACAAAAAAAUGUCAUUGCACCUCAGAUUUACUCCAACAGUCCACACUGACGGCAUGACUGCAGUGUGGUUCAGUAUGUGCCGAACAGGUUUAUAAUAACUGUGAAUAUUGUAAAUAUGUGAGACUGAAGGGGACGUCCC